GUUUAACUUGAACCUUGAUUCUGCCAAGAUGGCGGAGGCUUGUGAAAAGCAUUAUAAAAACGCUUUUGAUAUUCAGCCAUUAUGAGGAGAAAUUGCUCGAGAAGCUUGGCAACGGCGCUAUUAGUGCACUAGUCCAUCAGGCCUGGAUUUGUAACACGGUGUCGGCAGAAAAGACGCUUGUAGUUUUAAUAACAUAACCUUCUAAUGUAACUUUCCGUUUUACUAUUAAAAAUGAAAAGAACAAAGUGUAUUGUGCGAAAUUGUGAAAGUGGCCCGGACUCCGAAGUUACCUUUUUUCCUCUACCGAAAGAGGCUGUUUUGAGACGACGGUGGUUGGAAGCAGCCAAUCUAUCUGAAACCGAUGUUAAUAAACGAUCUAAAGUAUGUUCCAAACAUUUCAAGAAAGGGGACUUUGCAAAGUCUGCCAAGAAUUCGGACCCGGCUAAAAGGAUAAGUGAACUACAACCAGAGGCGGUUCCAUCGAUAAAUUUGCCCCUUAAGUCCACGUUCAAAAUAAAGAUAUCGAAGAAAGACAACAACAAGGAAUUAAAAGUUGAAGAAGUUAAGGUUAAAGAAGAAAAGAUAAGGUGAAAAUGCCUAAAAAGGCACCAGCCCAGUAUGCUCCCAAAGUGGAGGUAAUGCCUGCACCAAGGACUCAUGCUCGUAGGGCUGCUAGUAAAGAAGCUUUGAAACAGAUGCAGUUACUAUUGGAUGAUGAAGAUGAUGCUGUAGAAAUUCCUGAUGAAGAUGUAUGUAUUCAUAUACAACUUAUAGAACCAUCUCCGCCUCCCCCACCAAAAAAGAAAUACAAAAUCAGCCAUCGGAAGUCAGCUGAUGGAAAUGCCGAUCGAGAGGUGUUGGUGCUGAAAACAAUAACGAACCGCAACGCCGAAAACACGUUAGAACUGGACUGUUGGGUGGAACAACUAGAUGAAGUUCAGCAGAACAGAUUAAAGAAGAGGCAGGCUGAAGAGAAAGAAAUUGAGCAGAAACUGAAGCAGCUGUUAAACAGCCCGCAUGCUAAAGUUGUACACAAAGGGGAUCUGUCGACGAUCGUUGAAAUUACGGAGACGGUCAACAAUGUAUUGACAGCGGCAGCUAAACCACCUCCUCCACCACCCGUAAUUCUAAAUAACACUACGGGGUCUCCAUAUCAGCUUGUGAUGGAUCCCAGACUGGGACUUGUUCUGGGAACUGUGGCCACCCCUGGCGUGGGUGCUAUUUCUCCUGCUACUCCACCUGCACCCAAGUCAUUACAUGGAAAAGUAACGAUUGCUCAGAAUCUGACGGAGCCCAAGUCUCUUCCUUCGACGCCGAACAUCCAGUCGGUGGCGGGCAGAACUAUGCGCACCCGGCGCGGAGGCAAGGGAGGAGCUGGGACACCGCCUCCAACACCUCCGGCGCCUGUCAGGCAGGUAGUGCAGAACAAGCCGCCCCAGGUUACGCCUACCAGGUCCACCAGAAUGCAAGUGCAACAACCAGUGGUGCCGACCCCACCGUCCAGACCGCAAAGGGGACAGGCAGCCGCAGCAGCGAGCUACGCGAAUGCCCGACCUUCAGAAAACAACGUAGAAGGAGGUUUGAUGACCGGCACUAACACUACGCCAGGAAAGAAGACCAGAGGAAACGUGGUAGUCGAUUUGACGGCAGAAGACGGUCGCGCCAAUGCACCGGACAGCAGAGAGAUAUCGUUCAACAAGCUACAGGGCAAAACGUACCCUUCGCUGGUGGUGGUAGCUAGGCCACAUCUUAGGGCUACCGUAGAUAUGCAGGCUGAAAGACCAAAAUUGGAUGCCAAGGUUAAGAGUGUACUCAUGCAUCCGCCUACUAAAUUCACAGAAUGGUUGAUCCAACAAGGCCUAGUGAAAUCUGAACAGAAAUGUUCUGUACACACGAAUAACCAGUUGAAGUUAGGCAUGUACAGUGACGUAUCGAAAUUUCCGUACUCCGGAGGUUACGUGUGGAUUUCAGAAUGUUGUCCACAACGUUUUGUCUCCGUCUUCAGCGGGUCCUUGUUUGAAGGAUCCCCUCAUCCGCCUAUGGUCAUACUGAAGUUACUCUACCAUUGGUCAUGUCAAACCAACAUUCAAAAUGUUACACAAUGGGUGAAAGUAGACAACCUGUACGUUAAAGGAAUGUACACGUGGCUACGUGCGGUAUGCACAGUUGGGCUACAGAGCCAUUUAAGAAAAAUUGGGGGACCUGGAAUCAAGGUAGAAAUCGGUGUGAUUUCAUUGGGUACCACGUCACAAGACGGAAACCAACGACAGGUCAAAGUUGAAGUUCUGGGUGUGUUAGAGACGGCUACUAAAUUGAUCAGGUUGAGAGCAGUAGAACCGCAAGUAGACGGCGACCGAAACUACAAAAAACGUUUUUCGAAGAUCCUGGAACCCGUAUUCCAAUGGGUGCAUCCUCAGAGCAUCCUUGUCGCUGAUCUCACCGUGGACAAACAGACUCUGCACAACAUGGGCUUCCAGAACGUGGUGCAGAACUCGUCCAGCGAAUAUGGUAACAAUCGGGCCAUCAUGGAUUAUCUGCGGAGGAUCGUGCCUAGAAUGUUCCAGAACACGUUGUCGCUGCUCUCCAGACAGAUUAUUCAACAGUUCCUGGAUGAGCUGGUUUGGCGUGAAUGGUAUGGCACUAAUGCUCUGCAGGCAUUUAAUCAUCUAGUCCAACACUUGUCUGAACAAACCAGGCACGACAGCGGCAUGUCCCUGAUCGUCCGCCUGAACAAAGUAGCCCAGAACCCGUUCAAGAACUGGGCGAUACCGGUAUCAGGCGCCGCCGCCUCCGCACCGGCCGCCGCGGCGUCUUCUGCGCCUGCAUCGCGCGGCAACGCGUCAUCCGCCGCGUCUCCAGCAGUCUCGGACGGUCCGAGCGCCCCCAAGAAAGCAAGAGCGGGCCGGCCGAAGCCCAACGCGGACACGCAACAAACCCAGGAGCUCAACAGGCCGCCGAAAUCUACGUCGCCGGAUGUUCCCGAGCAGAUGGUGCCGUUGGAGAACUAUUAUUAUGGUACGAUUGACACGUACUCGAAGACCCCCAGGGUCGUGUUAAAUAUGAAAUGCCCGUUCUGCAAAUCGCUGUUCGACAACAACAUCCAGUUGAUGAGCCAUCUAUUCAAACACGCGCACAACGUGUCUCAAGACGCUCAGCUGUGCAGGUACUGUUUGACGAGUGUACCAACUGCCGGCGAUCUGCUGAAACAUAUUGCCUCGUCGCAUCCUGCUGAAACGAAGUUUGACAGCGGUUUCGUAUGCUUGAUCUGCGAGACCCAAUACAUGAAUCCGUUCAUCCUGGGCAAACACAUGUCCAAGGAGCAUUGCCCUUCAGAACUUCCGUACCAGUGCGGCACUUGCGGCUAUAAGUGUUCCAAUCACAAACAGGCCAUCGACCAUUUCUACAAGACUCAUGAUCACGGUCCGACGAUCCAGUGUCCGUUCUGCUUGAAAUCCACGACGGUAUUUUCGUCAUCUCGGAACAUCACUCAAAACGUUAACUACUUCAUCCAGCAUUUGCAGAAACACCAGCGUAAGCAGUACGCGAAACGGUGCGGCAAGUGCAACCUGUGGUUCGUUCAGAAGGAUGUGCUCAAGGACCAUCAGACAAGGAUGCACGUAUCACAAAGAGGGAAACAGGGAUUGGUGCCGUGGCUUGCACCGAGGAAUGGAGUGAUGGUACCUAAAAGCAAAAUGGACAAGUAUCCGGGAGAUGCAGACGUGAUAAACUUUGAUACCCUUCGAUAUAAUGUUCCAAAAGAUCUAGUGUGUAAGGAGUGUGAUCAGCCCUUGGAUGCUCCCAAACACUUCCCGUCAUUCGAGACUUGUCAGAAUCCGAACUGUCAGUAUUCUACGUGUUGCACAAACGCGAUGCAAGAACAUAACGCAAAAUGCAGUAAAACGGGCAAUCCAGUGGCGGAGGACAAGCUACCGUUUGAGAUGCACUGUAUUUGUGGAUUCUGCAGCACAGACGGUAAUGAAAUUGCUAAGCAUCUUGCGAUCUGCGAAAAGAAAUCAUCAUAUCCCUCAAAAGUCAAAGCUAAGGCAGCUACAGUAACCCACAGCAUGUUAGAUGUACUAGGAUUGGUGAGAAAACCAGAGGAAGGUCAAACUGUAUCAAGAAAUAAAGCUACUAGAACAAGAAGGCCGGAACCAGUGGAAUGUGGAAAAGAAAUGAAGACAGAGAAAACUAAAGAUGAGGAAGUACCAAUUAAGGCAGAUGAUACAACCGCGGGAGGUGCAACUACUGCAGAAGAAGAAACAAAGGCUGCUGCAGAAACAACGGAAAAAGUUGAUAAUGUAGAAGGAGAAAAAAUGGAUACUGACGAGGCGGAUAAAGAAACAGAAGCGCAUGAAACAAAAGAUAAAGUCGAGGAAUCAACUACUGCCUCAGAAGCUGAAGACCGUUCUAGCCCAAAGGAUGAUGAGGCGAGUUCUAAAGGUGAUGGUACUGACGCUGCAGAAAAAGAGGAAGAUACUUCCAAACCUAAUGUUGAUGUAAAUGAAGAUGGUGGUUCCAAGAUGGAAACGGAUGAAAUUGAAGAUAAACCUAGUUCGACAGUUGAAGCUGAGGAGAAUGAGGAAACGUCAAAAGUUAAUGAGCCAAAUGAAAGUGAAGACAGUUCAAAAGUUGACGUUUCCGAGAAUCAAGAGGAAGCUAGUUCACAAGCUGAGGCCCCUGAAAAUCAAGUUGAAGAUGAUGCUAGUUCAAAAGUUGAUAAUACCGAAAUUCAAGAUGAGGUCAAUUCGCAAGUUGACGCAAUCGAGAACCAAAAUGAGGAUGGCGAAAGUCCUAAAGUCGAGAAUCAGGACGAAGCUAAGUCAGAGGUUGAUUCUUCCGAAACUGAACCGCAAGAAAAAGUCGAAGAAGAGAGACCCGAAGUCGAUACUAGUGAAAAUCACAAUGAAGAGGAAUCUAGUUCGAGAGUUGAUGCUGUAGAACAGCAGGACGAGAUUGAGUCUACCGAUAAGGCCUCAGAAGAAAAAGAUGAUAACGAUCAAGAUGUAAUCGAAGGCGAAAAUGAUGAUGUUCAGAAGGAAUCUGGAGGAGACUAUGUAGAGGAUGCUAAGGACGAAGAUUCAGAAGUUACCAGAGAGGGAAAUGAUGAAAGUGAACCAGUUGAAGAACCAAGCAAUAUAGUAGAUGAAACGCAGUCGUCGCAAGGAGCGACGGAGAGCGAACCUCAAGCUGCUGAAGAGAGUCAAGAUGCAUCCGAGACUUAUGGUGAAGACGAGAAUGCUAGAGACGUUGAAGAUACUGCGGAAGAUAAUAGGGAUGUAGAAGAUGAUGUAGAAAAGAAUUACCAAGAGGACAGCAAUGCGGGCCAAGACGAGUUGCCUCAAGUGAGCGAAAAUGAACCUCAAUGUGGAGAUGAGUCUGAACCUCCUAGAGAAUAUGAAGGGGCUUCUCAAAAUUCUUUGGAGAAGGGAAAUUGCAUAGAAGGCGACAUAACGUCGGAUGACAUUCAAAAUUUGAUAUCAGAUAUGGUGAGUAACAAGCAAAUGAGCUUUGAUGAUGGUUCCCAAAGCAUGGGGGCGACAGCAGGCAUCGAGAAUGACAUUGACAGUUCGAAGCAAAUCUCUGAUGUUCCGAUAGAGGAAUGCAUGAACUUGCCAGAUGGCAGGUCUGUUGAUGAAGGGGUGACACCUAUGGAAACAGAUUAAUAAGGGAAGAAGAUUAUGUUUGGACUGUGGUUUUGAAGCGGUUGUAGAAAGUUUUUCACGGGGAAUCAAGUCAGCUUGACAAAUUGCACUUUUGCGUUGCAUUCUUGAAGCUGCGAGUUCAGAUAUUGAGUGCGUGUAGCCUUGAGCUUUGGCAGUUUGCAGCAUUUGAUCAACCAUGGAGCCUAUAUACCAGGAGAAACUAAAACUUUUCUACUAGCAAUCAUUCAUAAAUGUUAAGUAAAAAAAAACAGAUACCUGCAGAAUCAAACGGUCAGAUGUCAGUGCUGGUACACGCUUGUAUCACUACAUCCUCAGUUAGGCGUCACGGUUUAGUGUCCUUUUUUGCAGGUUCUCCUGGUAUAUAGGCCCAAGAGCUGCCUUCCAGCCUUCAACGCAAUUGGGUUUAAAGCAUAUGGGCUUUAAAUAGGGAUGCAUCACACCCGAGAUGACGUCUGGAAUGUAACAAAAGCUUGUUCCGACUUGUAUUUGUCAUUACUGUCAAUGUCGCAGCUGAGGGCUAUUUCCAUGUUGAUAUAUUUUUAUUUUUCAUCUAUUUUUUUGUUUAAUCGUUUGAAUAUUGGUACGAUUCGUCCUUAAACAAAUUUCAUAUUCUAUUAGAUUUUAUAGGCAAAGUAUUUUUGUAUUUAUCAGUGUUACCUAAAUUCCAAAACAGCUGAAAAAAAGCAAGCUAUUGAACGAACAGGUAACUGGAAGUCCAGGAAUAAAUUUCGCUUUUUAAAGGCUGAUAAAAAUUUGUCUUGGAGUUUUAAAAUUAAUUUAUUGAAGCAAAAAUACACACAAUAUAGGCCGAUUUCAUGUUUUAAAAAAUUAUAUUGUCGUGGUGCCUUCCAUUUCGGUCGAAACACUCCUGCAAUGCUGUCUGCAUGUGGUUAGAAAUUGCUAAAUAUAAUGCAGGAGUAAUUGCUAUAAUUUCUUCUAUUAUUCUUGUAUUAAUACCUGCAGUCCUAGGCUGAUUAGCAUAAACUUUACUUUUAAGGUAUCCCCACAAAAAAAGUCUAAUGGGGUGAGAUCUGGACACCUAGCUGGCCAGUUCUCAAAAAGAACGGACCGAUUAAUUCCUGAAGCCGACAUUGCACACCAUACUGUUACUUUUGGGCUAUGUAGGGGCCUUUGAAUUGGAUUCUCUGUUGCCCAAUAGCGACAAUUUGAGGUUGCCUGGAACAGGGUAGGAUAGUGUGUGUACGCAAACAGUUUAUUGCAUAUAGGCUCGCAGGUGCUCUGACAGCCAAGAUACAACUGACGCUGACUGGCAAAGCUAUUCCAAGUGUUGUAAUGCUGCAUAAACUGCUCAUUACUCUAAAUUACCUACAUGCACUCAAUUUCUUGUUUUCUGCUCUAAUGGUGCUAGUUCUUUGUUUAAUUGGUAAUUUAAGUUAUGGAAACGAUUAUUUUCAUCAGUUCCAAAUAGACGUACUAAUGUAUUUAUAUAACUUUCGUAAUUUUUAUUGGAUUAUGUUAAAUAUUCAAUAACGUCCCAUUUACAUCAUUAGUUCGUCCAGACUUUAAUACUACUAAGUUGCACGGUUCCACAAUUUCAUUUCAUAUUUUCAUACUCGCAUGUUUAUUAUUGAUAAAGGUUGUCUCAAUAAGAGCGCCGGAUUUGAUUUUCAAGAAAAACACAAUUUCUUUCCGAUUUAAGCGAGUAUUUAUAUUUCAUGAAGAUGAAUGGUUGCGAUUAAACAUGAAAUAGGACAUCCGGUAAAUGGCCAUCACGAAACCGCUGGCACAGGGCCAGUCUUUUCUUAAAAUUCUGGAUAACGUUUUCGGACAACUGUGGCUCUGUUUCCCGCAUUGCGACUAUAUUUUCGAGGGACCGACCAGCAUGGGUAUCAUGUAAAAAACCUAUAAAACGUCAAAAAAACCUAUAAGGUGUCAUCUUGCAAACUAGGUAGUUUUUAGCGCGCAAACAGUCAUUCCACGUUUGAUCACUAGGAUCGUUGUGAACGUCCAUCUAAGAAGAAAUCACUCAACUAAACUACACGCAUUAUUGGUUGCAUAUACAGGGUUUGUCCGGAAAGUAAUAGGACUGAGUCGAUUUAAAAAAAAUUAUUGAGCCAAUCGUUACAUUCUUUAAAAACUUUCAUAAUAGGCACCUCCUGCGUCCAUGCAGCGCUGAUAGCGCGAUUUCCAAGCAUUCAAUGCGUCACGGAAGCGGCUGCGGAAGCGAUGGGAUGCCUGCCUUGGUCAGGUAGUUGUUCACAAGAACGGCGCUGUGAGCCGGGGCGUUGUCGUGGUGCAACUUCCAGUCAGCUGCGAUGUCUUGUCGGACCCGAUUGACCCUUCGUUUGAGUCUCCUGAGCACUUCCACGUAAAACUUGGCGUUGACGGUUUGUCCAGGAGGAACAAAUUCAUGGUCGACGAUGCCUAUGAUGUCAAAAAAGACAAUGAGCAUCGUUUUUACUUUGGAUUUGCUCAUUCUUCCCUUUUUUGGGCGAGGAGACGCCGUCGUGUGCCACUCGGAAGAUUGCCUCUUUCUCUCGGGAUCAUACUCAAAGAUCCACGACUCACCUCUGAAAAUAGCAAGAUCGCAUCUGGAUGAUUAUGUGUAUUGGUCGCAUGUGUAUAAAAUCAGUGAUAUUUGGUGUGUGAGAAAAUCCUUACUGAAUAUGCUACCAAUGAAGUAUAUCUAGUGGCUGUGCACGGCGGGUUAUUUUUAUGUUGUGCUUGCUGAAGAGAGGUUAUGUUUAAAGUUAUAAAUUACGAAAAACUGAGGAGAAUUACGGGAAAUCAUCACCGCGCCCGCGUUGUGUGUAAUUACUGUUAGCAUGUACGUAGCUUGUACUUCGACAGUCUACAGUGAAUAUAAAUAUUUUUUAUCUCAUUUUUGAAAUUCAGCAAAUUUAUAUAUGUAAUUUCCAGAAUGGAUAAGAGAAAGUGAUUGCGCAACUAAUUUAUAGCUUUGAAUCUCAAUUAAGUGUAUUUGAGACAAGAACCCAAUGUAAUUAUCAUCAACACACACAACUUACAUUAGACCUCCAGUAAUGCCAUCUCAGAAGCAGAUUUUUCAUCACAUCGGAGCCAAAGUUUGAUAACAAGCCUCAUGAUGUUUAGGUAACACGUACAACUAAGUGCUAAGUUAAUAUCUUGUAGAAAAACCUACAUAACAGCAUAAUGUAAAAAAAAAAUCGGCAUAAAGUCACUUUUCAAGAUACGUGAUACCCGUGCAGGACGGCGACGGAUAGUGGUCUUCACACUUAGCAAUGUGAAUUUUGUCUCAAAUUUUGUAAUUAUCGGCGAACUGUCGACUCAUUUGGCGCAUUAUUGCCACCGAAAAUUGUACGUACUUUGCGAACUGUUUCCUCGUAAUUUUCUCCAUUUUUUUUUAUGAUUCUUAAACGUUGCGCGUCUGAAUACUGCUCGAUGACGUCUAAUCGCGUGGUCCGAUAGCUGUCAUCAAGUAAGCACCAUAUCAUUCGUACAAAAAAUUGCUUCAAAUUCAAAUCCGGCACUCUUGUUGAGACACCUAUUAUUCAUAUCAUUUUGUAAAAAUAGGAUGGUAUAGUCAUUUUCAUAAGGUGUAGUCAUUGACACAAAUAAAUGAAAACUCCUUUCCGCGUGCGUUUUAUUAAAGUGUAAGGUUAUUUAUGUCAAGUUGACAGUUGAUUUUCCUGAAAAACUUUAAGAUUAAAUUGCACUACUACGCAGUAGUAUCAUCAGAGUUUCGUAUGCCUGUAUUGAGAGUGUUUGUAUCAAACAUUAUUUUGCUUGUUUUAUGAAUUAUGUAAGCCAUUUUAUUUAGUAAACAGUUGUACAUAGUCAGAUUAUAUUUAACAUUUUGUAAAAAGCUUGUUUUAAUAAAUUUAGUUUUUUCAAAAAGACUCUGUGCGGUUAUAAACUCUACUUUGAAGUUAUUAGUGAUGUGAAAUUAUGUAUUUCUGUUUCUAUUUUUUUAUAGAUAAAACACUGUGUAUGGAACCAGUUUAUAAUAAAUUGUUUCAAAGAUAUUUUAGUUUGUCCAAUAUUUUUCAUGAUCAUCGUCACUAGUACUUACAUUAUUAAAGUAUUAUGAUUAUCGUUCAUGGAG
Molecule: messenger RNA, 9708 nt
Organism: Acanthoscelides obtectus
Lineage: Eukaryota; Metazoa; Arthropoda; Insecta; Coleoptera; Chrysomelidae
Source: the annotation of a GenBank genome assembly